CCCUGAGUGGGACCCGAGGUGUUGUUGAUCCUACCUGCAGUAACGCUCGCUGAGGGCUGUUGCAUCUUUACUACGCCGUGAACGGGAGACUACUGCUACAACCCUACCAAGGAGUCAUUCGACGCACUGUGAAGUGCCCCGACCGUCGGACACCCUGCCCUCUUUACUUGCCAGUGUGCAGCUCCAUUGUGGAGUCCCAGCAAGUGGCGGGGGAGGCUGAGGCAGCCUGAAGUAGAGGGCACUGUGCUAGCAGGGCCAUGAGCACCACUGGGUACCAGCAGCAGCAGGGGGGUGUUCGGACACGCCGAGGCCCAGUCAAGGAGAGGGAUCCUGGGCAGGGUGUUGGCAUGGAGGCGGCCUGCUGGCUGGCCCCUGGAGCCCUGCGCAGGCUGAUUGAGCUGCCCACUCCCCCGCUCGACCGCCAACAGCUGAAGAGACUGGAGGAACACAGGUACAGCAGUGCAGGUCACUCCCUGCUGGAGCCUCUGAUGCAGUGCUACUGGGAGUGGCUGGUGGGCCAUGUGCCCACCUGGAUUGCCCCCAACCUCAUCACCAUCGUGGGCCUGGCCACCAACGUAUUCACCACCCUGGUGCUGGUCUACUACUGCCCCACUGCCACUGAACAGGCACCGCUGUGGGCAUACCUGCUGUGUGCGGUGGGCCUGUUUGUGUACCAAUCACUGGAUGCCAUUGAUGGGAAGCAGGCCAGACGAACUAAUAGCAGCUCUCCGCUGGGUGAACUGUUUGACCACGGCUGUGACUCCCUCUCCACAGUGUUUGUGGUCCUGGGCACCAGUAUAGCAGUGCAGCUGGGCACCAACCCUGACUGGAUGUUCUUCUGCUGUUUCGCUGGCAUGUUCAUGUUCUACUGUGCCCACUGGCAGACAUACGUCUCCGGCACCCUGCGCUUCGGCAUAUUUGAUAUUACAGAGUUACAGAUCUGUCUAGCGCUGUUACAGAUGCUGACAGCCACUGUAGGCCCCUUCCUGUGGAACGUGACGAUCCCAGUCAUAAACAUCCAGAUGAAAAUAGUUCCAGCCAUCUGCACUUUCUUAGGGGCUAUCUUUUCCUGUACUAAUUACUUUCGGGUUAUAUUUACCGGAGGUGUGGGCAAAAAUGGAUCCACAAUAGCAGGAACCAGUGUCCUAUCUCCUGUGUUACAUAUAGGCUCAGUAAUAAUACUGGCCAUGAUGAUCUAUAAGAAGUCCGCUAUCCAGCUCUUUGAGAAGCACCCCUGUGUUUAUAUCCUGGCCUUUGGCUUCGUGUCGGCCAAGAUCACCAACAAAUUAGUUGUAGCACAUAUGACAAAGAGUGAGAUGCAUCUACAUGAUAUAGCAUUCCUGGGGCCAGGCCUGCUGUUCCUGGACCAGUAUUUCAACAGUUUUAUUGAUGAAUACCUGGUGCUGUGGAUUGCACUGAUCCUGUCUUUCGUUGACUUGGUGCGUUACUGUGUCAGUGUUUGCAACCAGAUCGCCUCCCAUCUUCACAUCUUUGUCUUCAGAAUCAAGCCACUGACCCCCUCCACCCUUCAGUGAGGACAUGGAACCAUUACAUUCUCCCCCCCCCCCCCCCACCUCUCUCCCUCUCUUUCUUCAUGUUAGAUUGCUAGUCGUCACUAUCUUUCUUUACCCUUUUUAAAUGUGUUGGGGUGGAUCUAUUACCGGUAGAGGUUCAGAGUGAAUGAGGGGAUAGAUGAAAUAUGUGUUAAGUUAUUUUCCAUCACUGCUUUGUGCAAUUUGUGUUGAUUUCAUCUUGUUACAGUAGUCAGAUUCCUAGACAAAAAUAAUGAUUAGUCCCUUUUUUCUGCAGUGAAUGGUCACAUAGGAAAUGUACUGAGUGGUCUCCUCUGUGCCAGAGAGGGUAAAUUAGUGCAAGACUGCAAUGGGUUUGAAUAGGUGCUACCUUAUUCAUUUAAUAAUUUUUAUUGUACUUUAAAACAAACAUUUCGUGUUGAUGGUAUGUUUGUUCUCUACAAGAAAAUGUAGAGCAUAGGAAGUGAUUUACACAGGAUGUCUGUCUGCUUUCAGUUUUGUUUCGGAGGAGUGUUGUCUUUAUUAUAUAUAGAGGGAUGGGAUCGUUUUGUAAUAUUUGCAUAACCUCACUUCAGUUUCAUAAAUAUAUAACUAUUAGUGUUGAUAGUUGUGCUGUUUUCUAUUAUUUCAAAAUGUCUCACCUGGCAUAUCUAUCAAUCUUGCAUAAGUGGUAUUAUUAACUCUGCAAUAAUUGAUUGCAUUUAAAUUAUGAUUUCUGUAAAACAUUACAUAUGUAAACAUGUUAUUUUAGGGUGCCCCUGAUCAAUGGCUUACAACAAAUUAUUGUAAACGAUUCAAAUAGUAUUGCACCUUUUGAAAAGAUGGGUGUCUCGAGCCUCGUUUUAACUAGGCAAGUCAGUUAAGAACACAUUUUUAUUUACAAUGUCAGCCUAGGAACAACUGCCUUGUUCAGGGGCAGAACGACAGAUUUUUACCUUGUCAGCUGGGGGAUCUAGCAACCUUUCGGUUACUGGCCCAACGCUCUAACUAGGCUACCUGCCGCCCCAACACAAGGAAAUGAAAGUUGAUUUUGACUGAUAAUGUAGGGCUAUCCAGAGCUUGUUUAUAUCUACAAUCUAAGGACAUGUUUUCUAAGUUUACUUUAAAAAAUAUAUAUAUUUUAAAAUUACCUUCUAACACAAUAACAACUUGACACAACUUUCUUUAUGUAGCACGUUCUGCACUGUGCCAGGUCCACAUACAGCAAUUAAGUGUUUUGGGAGAGCUUUCAUGUGAAACAAAAAGGAUAUUCUGACUGUGCCCUAAUCAUAUUUGUCUGUACCAUGUUUUUGCAUCUACAUACCUGCAGUCUGCUUAUAAUUCAGUCAUCAGAAUAAUAGAAACUGACUUUUAUUUCUGUGUAAUGUUGUUGGUAUGCAAGUUACUGAGCUCAUACAACAAUGUGUGUGUAUGUAAAAAAUGUAGUUGCUGAUGUCAGAUCAGUGCUCUCAUUGUACUAGUCAUUCUCAGAUAAGUAAAACAAUGCCUUAAACAGUUUGUUUAAUUUUCUGUUGUAUGAUAGUCAAGCCUCUUAACAUGCCCCUAAUUUGUUUCCUUUGUGUGUUUGUACUGUGUUUUCGCUCGUUACUGUUUUAUUUUGGCCAGACUGUCAAACUCAGGUAUAUUAGUUUUCAGACAAGUAUGUUCAUAGGUUGUGACAAAAGAACAACAAGAUCACUCUACAAUCUCUCCCUCACUAAUGCAAAUAAAAUGUAAUAUUCACACAUGUAA
Messenger RNA from Salvelinus namaycush (lake trout), 3263 nucleotides. Its product is annotated as choline/ethanolaminephosphotransferase 1-like. Bases 258 to 1535 code for a protein of 425 amino acids. The record is from RefSeq and is a predicted model, not a curated record. Gene Ontology annotation, molecular function: diacylglycerol cholinephosphotransferase activity; ethanolaminephosphotransferase activity. Gene Ontology annotation, cellular component: Golgi apparatus; endoplasmic reticulum membrane. Gene Ontology annotation, biological process: phosphatidylethanolamine biosynthetic process. Lineage: Eukaryota; Metazoa; Chordata; Actinopteri; Salmoniformes; Salmonidae. The transcript has 10 exons.